Messenger RNA from Paramacrobiotus metropolitanus, 1643 nucleotides. RefSeq names its product BTB/POZ domain-containing protein 3-like. The record is from RefSeq and is a predicted model, not a curated record. The transcript is spliced from 6 exons. NCBI's taxonomy places the organism in Eukaryota, Metazoa, Tardigrada, Eutardigrada, Parachela, Macrobiotidae. Gene Ontology annotation, molecular function: protein binding. Gene Ontology annotation, cellular component: cytosol. The coding region runs from base 417 to 1100 and encodes 227 amino acids. Gene Ontology annotation, biological process: neurogenesis.
AAUGUUCGUAUUCUUAAUUUAAUUUCACUUUUUCUCUUUCUGAAGUGUUCCUGCUUCGAAGUGCUUUCCAGUUCGAAGUUGUUAUCUUCUAAUAAGCUGUGUGGUUCUCCACUUACUCUCCUUGUCAAUCCUGUUGGCCAGUUAGCCAUACCCCGACUGCCACAACGUUGUUUGAUCAGAGACGACUACUCUCUUACUGUUGCCACUAGUUACUGCUGGCGUUGGCAUCAAAAUGAAUCCUGAAUCGCGGACGGUUACCCUACAGGACGAACCUGCCUCCAGCGUCCUCGGACGCCUGAAAGAGACUUUAAGCAGCGGAGAAUUUAGUGAUGGGCAGUUCGCCGUUGGACGCCAGUUUUGUCCAGUGAAGAUCUUCCAAGCUCACACGUAAUGCUUCCCCUCGCAAUGACUCGUUGAUGGGGAUGGAUUUAGAACCGAGCUGUUUGCCCGAACGCUGCGACGGUCCCAUCGAGAUCGCGGAUUUUAUCCCCGAAGCAUUUGCCAAUUUGCUCAGUUACAUGUACACGGACACAGCGGAGAACCUGAACGCAGUCAACGUUUUCCACACGAUGAACUGCGCAGACAAGUACGACUUUGCGCCGUUGGUACAGGUGUGUCUGGAGAUGAUCUACAGCCAGUUGAGCAUCGACAACUGCUUAUCCGUUUUGGAACAGGCGCUUCACUGGCUUGCUGACGGUAUCGUGGAGAAGUGUUUUAAUUUUCUGGAUAAGGAGAGUCUGGUGGUUUUGCAAUCGCCAACAUUUGCUGCCAUCAGUAAGGACCUGCUGAAGACAAUUUUGCUGCGCGAAACCUUGUCCGCUGAGGAGUGUGACAUUUAUUUGGCUGUUGAAAAAUGGGGCCAGGAAGCUUGUUUUCGCGAGGACAUGGAACCAUCCGCCGCUUACCGGCGAGAGAUGCUCGGCUCCGCGUUGAACCUGCUGCGGUUCCCUCUAAUGACCAGCGGGCAACUGGCUGAUGGGCCCGCACAGAGCGGCCUACUGACCGAAUCGGAAUUAUACCGCUUGUUUGUGUACCAGAAUGCCGCAGUCAAACCCGAUGUCCCGUUUCCCACACAGCGUCGAACCGGCCAAAUGAAAUGAAAUGUUGAGCGCGGGAGAUGAAAUAUUUGUGCAAAGCCCUGUCGCAGAGUACUGGUAUGCAGCCAGAUUAACCGCGGUGCAGAAUGGGUUCGUCUUGUGCACCUGGUGCUACAGCGGCAGGGAAGGCGUUGAGCGGACUGACAAGGUAGUUCGUGCUCUCGACAUCCUGGUAAAAGAUCAGCGCGUAUGUAUCGACGCUUUUGGAACCUAUGGGAAGUACGUCCGUGUGGAGAAGGAUGGACAGCAUCGGGUUGAUUUGGGCGGAGGGGAUCGGUUGGUUGCGUUUGCUGAACUGAUGAUUGCUGAUCGUCAUGUUGCCGCAGGGAGGGCUGACCGUUAAAAAGUACAUCAAGAAUGAUUGGGCCAUUGCCUUAUCCCAUUGAUUUGGCCAUUGCCUUGUUUUAGUUUGCAACUGCGACGGCAUGUGCAUGCCUGUGAAGAAAAGUUUGGAUUCUUUACCUUCUUUUUCUGUCUCUGUCAGUGGUUGUUUGUGGUUCAGCUGUCACUGUCGGCAUUCGUGGUUUAAACAAAAUUUUCGAUACA